UAAAUAAAUUGGUUUACGUGAAAGUUAUAUCGUCUACAAAUGGCCAUAUACAUAGUGGAAUUUUAUAUUUUUUUUGACUAGUAAUGGUGGCUAUCAGUGACUUAUAGCGGGAAUUCUGACACUGGGGGGAACUGACUUGGUGUCAGUGACAUCCCCAGUGACACCAAUACAGUGAUCACUGCUAAUAAAAAGCACUGACACUGUACUAAUGGCACUGGGCAGAAAGGGGUUAAAAUCUGGAGUGAUCAAAGGGUUAACUGUGUGCUGUGUGUGUUUUACUCACUGUAAGCACACUGAUUUGUAUGGCUCUGCUAUGCAGAGCCAUACAAAGCAGUGUGCAGGAGCUGAC
Staurois parvus is the source of this 349-nucleotide messenger RNA. The record is from the annotation of a GenBank genome assembly. Lineage: Eukaryota; Metazoa; Chordata; Amphibia; Anura; Ranidae.